Amphibalanus amphitrite is the source of this 255-nucleotide messenger RNA. RefSeq lists its product as uncharacterized. The annotation marks the transcript as partial. Lineage: Eukaryota; Metazoa; Arthropoda; Thecostraca; Balanomorpha; Balanidae. The record is from RefSeq and is a predicted model, not a curated record. The transcript is spliced from 3 exons.
CCAGUCCAUUCCGUCAGUUCGUCUGUCCUAUCCCGUCCGUCCCAAUCAGUCCAUUCCGUCAGUUCGUCUGUCCUAUCCCGUCUGUUCCAGCCGGUCGAUUCCCCAGUCCAUUCCGUCAGUUCGUCUGUCCUAUCCCGUCUGUCCCAGCCAGUCGAUUCCGUCAGUUCGUCUGUCCUAUCCCGUCUGUUCCAGCCAGUCCAUUCCAUUGUCUCGCCGUCCGGAGGCGACGUUCCAUAUAUCGGAGGUCGCGGAUGA